Molecule: messenger RNA, 942 nt
Organism: Moesziomyces aphidis
Lineage: Eukaryota; Fungi; Basidiomycota; Ustilaginomycetes; Ustilaginales; Ustilaginaceae
Source: the annotation of a GenBank genome assembly
AUGAUGCGGUCGCCGCUCACAAAAAUACGAGCGAAUGCGGUGGCGUUGAGCUUGCUCGCGGUGCUCUCGCUCCUCGGGUCGGCAUGGGCAUACCAUCCAAAUCUGCCGUACUACGGUGCGGGGCGUCGAAUUGCCAUGUCGUCCAUCCGGACACUCACGUUCUACGCGGGGGAGCGGACGGCGUAUCGUCGAACGGAGCCGCUGCCGCAGCUGACGUGUGUGGGGUCGGCGUGUUCGCGCUACCAGCCGGACGUGGUGCAGUGCCAGUCGAUGGGCGAUGGACAGUGGAAGUGCGCUGCAGACCUGCCUACCACCCUCCGCCUGGGCCGGGUGGAAGUCAGCUGCGAGGGAUACGACUACGCCGAUGACCCGUACGUGCUCAAGGACAGCUGUGCGCUCACGUACACUCUGUUGCCAUCCAAAACGGGUCCGGACGAUCCGUGGAGAACGUACCGCCCCAAGGCAUCAAGCUCGAUGGUGGAUCUGUUGUUCAAGCUAGUAUUCUGGGGUAUCCUCGCAACGAUCGCGUACGGAUUUUGGCAAUCUGUUAGGGGCCGAGCGCAUGCUCCAGGUGCUUCCACGGGCGGAACAAGUGGCGGCGGCGGGGGAGGUGGUGGAGGAGGGUGGUGGCCAGGAGGAGGAUUCUUCCCCAACACGGGGCUUCCACCACCGUACACGCCCAAACCGGAGCCAGACUCGGGAUCGUCGUCGUGGCGACCUGGAUUUUGGACGGGACUGGGACUGGGCGGCUUGGCUGCGGCCACUGCAGCAUCGCGACGACGCCCCGCCGCGCACGCCCAGCCGGCGUACUUCGACGAAGGGCCGUACGGAUUCCGCUCGCCUGUGGCAGGACCGUCGACGAAUCGGCGAGGCUGGGAAUCGCGUUCCGACGCGCAUGAUUGGCAUCAAAGCACUGGAUUCGGAGGCACACGCAACCGCUAA